CUAAACCAAAUUUCUGUAGAUCCUUCUCUUUGUGUUCGCUGCUUAAUUAUUAGUUUUCUUAAUUAGCUUACUUAAAUUUGUGCAAUGGCCUCAAGCUCAACAUGGACUACUAAGCAAAACAAGCUGUUCGAGAAUGCUUUGGCCAUUUAUGACAAGGACACCCCCGACCGCUGGCAAAAUCUUGCCAGGGCCGUGGGUGGCAAAACUGUGGAUGAAGUGAAAAGGCAUUAUGAGAUGCUUGUGGAAGAUGUUAAGCAGAUUGAGGCUGGCCAAAUACCUUUGCCCAAUUAUAAGAAAGCUGGAGGGAGCAACAAGGGAUAUAAUUUCAUGGAUGAAGAACAAAGGCUGAAGGGUCUUAGACUCGGUGAAGCAUGAAACUAUAGCAGAAUCCAUGGAAUAAAGAUCCAUCAACAAAAAUCAAACGUGAUUUGCUAUAUAGAUCUCCUUCUUGCUUUCUCUUUCGUUCGUCGUGAUAAUUAUAAUGUAACAUAUUUCCUUUCUGCAAUUUCAUUUGUACCGCCGAGGAGGAGUCAUUGACUAAUGAUUCCAACUUCCUCCUUUGUAGUUUGUAUGCUCUUUAAUCAUCUGUGCAAUAGCUUAUUAUAGUAGUUAGUAG
Messenger RNA from Pistacia vera, 616 nucleotides. Its product is annotated as protein RADIALIS-like 3. NCBI's taxonomy places the organism in Eukaryota, Viridiplantae, Streptophyta, Magnoliopsida, Sapindales, Anacardiaceae. Bases 85 to 375 code for a protein of 96 amino acids. The transcript has 2 exons. Gene Ontology annotation, molecular function: DNA-binding transcription factor activity. The record is from RefSeq and is a predicted model, not a curated record.